AUGCACCGCUCUUCAAUGGCUGCCGUCACAAAGGCGCCGCGGUCGGUGCAGCGGCGGCGGCGGCAGGAGGAGCUGGAAGACAUCUGGGUACCUUGUUCAGGGAAAGGUGGAAAAGAUUGCGUCUCCCCGGGCACUCGUCUUCCCACAGCGGUCCGAUCCGAGCACCAGAUGGACCCCGACGUGGAUGUCUUGGCCAAGCAGAGCGUUAUCCGACCACCCGCCCCGCCUGACAUAAGCCGUGUGUGGGGUAAGAGCAUUAGGAGGCAGGGGGUCCUCCGGGACUAUGGAGACACUUCAGUAAUAAACGAGUGA
This is a messenger RNA of Knipowitschia caucasica, 312 nucleotides long. Lineage: Eukaryota; Metazoa; Chordata; Actinopteri; Gobiiformes; Gobiidae. The record is from the annotation of a GenBank genome assembly.